This is a messenger RNA of Leptopilina heterotoma, 3268 nucleotides long. RefSeq lists its product as uncharacterized. The coding region runs from base 311 to 2311 and encodes 666 amino acids. The record is from RefSeq and is a predicted model, not a curated record. The transcript has 8 exons. NCBI's taxonomy places the organism in Eukaryota, Metazoa, Arthropoda, Insecta, Hymenoptera, Figitidae.
ACGUCGAGAGAAAGCACCUUUAACCAUAGUUGCUGCUUGCGUGUCAGUUAGAAUCGAGCCGCGAAUGGAGUAAGCUCGUGCCAUACUGCGGCUCGUCCCGCUUUUAUAAAUGCUUCGUCGCGCUUUUACCGCGUUGACAUCGCUGGCAAAUUAAUGCGCAUUAUUUCAAAAAAAAAAAAAUAUAUAUAUUAAUAAUUCUAACGGGGGUGAAUUAAUCAAGAUUAUAAUUACAGUAAUGCAUCCUAUAGUCUGAUUAUCCGAAACAAAAAAAUAUAGAAGAAUCCUCUACCUGACCCUCUAGAAUGGAAAAAUGAUGCUUCAUCGUAGUACGUCAUCGCGACGUAAAAGAACGUCGCGUGCUAUCGGAAAUACAUCUCAAAAUCAAUCGACAGUUGCAGGUGGUCGCAGAGCUUCCUUGGCCACUGUACCAUCUGUGAUAACUUCCGAAGCAUCAUCUGAUUCCUUGUCAAAUUUAGUAACAAUGGAAAGACAGAGGAUGCCUCGCAGAGGCAGCACAGUGCCCAAUAUUAGUCUCGACGUUGACAACAAUACCUCACAAGACGAGGCAAUGAAUCGAAGAAUGCUACCAUUGGAUCCAGAGACAAUGAUCUCUCGGGGGAAUCCAUCCCCAGACGGAAAUCGCAGUCCACGACAUUCCUUAAUACCAGAAGACUACAAUCGAAGUCCCCGAAAUUCCUUGGUACCAAACGAUCCAAUGCGAAGUCCACGCAACAGUCUUGUGCCCGACAUAAGUCGUUCGCGUAACAGUUUAAUACCCGAAGUGACGCGCAGUCCAAGGCAUUCAUUAGUUCCUGAAUCGGCAUUGAGUCCAAGAAAUUCAUUGGUACCGUCCGAUAUUGGCUACAAUAGAAGUCCCCGCAACAGUCUUGUGCCUCAGAGUUCAUCGAGAACUUUAUUAAGUGAUAAUGGCCUAAAUGGGGGACCAAUUAAUCGAAGUCCAAGACAUUCAUUGGUGCCGGAGCCAUUGAGAAGUCCGCGUGGCAGUGUGGCGAAUAUUGAUUUCGAUCGUAGUCCAAGGGGUUCGAUUUGUCCCGAUAUAUCAAAUAUAUCGCGAAUGCAAUCGAGAGGCAGUGUCGCGAUUCCCAUUGAAAUGGACCGCAGUCCACGUGGAUCAAUCAGCUCCGAGUGUCACAAUCAAAGUCCAAGGGGAUCGAUAGUGCCCGAUACAAAUCGUUCACCGCGCGGAUCAAUUGUUCCCGAUUCGAAUCGAUCACCAAGGGGAUCGAUUGAUAUUAGCCGAUCGCCGAGGGGUUCAAUUUGUCCGGACAGUAAUCGAUCGCCGAGGGGAAGUAUUGGAAUGUCCGCUGAGGCUGAGAGAAUUGGCGGCGGUGGACCUGAUCCGGAGCGAAGUCCCCGGGGAAGUAUUGACAGGGGAGGUGGCGGACAGGAAAGAAGAGCACUUCCGAGAACGGGAUUUAAUCCUCAGGACGGCAGGAGAACUUCCGUUGAUCAAGGUACGACAAAAAAUCGCAGUGGUUCGCCGUAUCGUCAAAAGGAGACAAAUUCCGGAAGUAUAAGAUCCGGCGGAAGUGGAACAGCUCAAGUGAACCUCGGUUAUGGAACAAAUGCAUGGGCUGAUUCUAGAAGAGCCAGCAGUUCAGUUUCUCAGAUUUCAGGCGAUGAAUCGCGAAGAUUGUGUGUAACGGGAAGUGCUGAUUUGACGAAAAAAGGUAGUACAAGUGCAGCACCAUUGGGAGUUGCUGCUUAUGGAUCUUUGGUUUUUCAACUCAAAGAUGCUAAUUUGGAGGCCAAUGGAACGUGUGAUUUUAUUUGUAGAGCUUUGAGAGUUGUCAGCAAAACAAUGGUUGUUACCGUUUGUUUGGCUUGUUUAUCGACAAUGCCGAUUCUAAUGCUGAUUCUCGGAGUUCAAUUCAUCAGGGAUUGUCCAAGGGAGCCUAAUAUUCCAAUUUAUAUGGUCGUUGGAGGGAUUUUGGGUAGUGUUCGUAUGUUUUGGACACUAUACACACAAAUUCGUUCAAGGAGACCGGAAGUUUUAACAGUUCCUGGGGUCAGAUCUCAUGUGUCACCCACAAAACUGGCCUCCAUUCUUCUUUCGUGCUUCCUUGCUGGUUGGUUCGUUUUAGGAAAUUAUUGGAUCCUUCGCAUACGAAUGCCCGAUUUUGCGCCCACAUUCUAUGAGCCGAAUUUAUGGUGCCACAAGACCCUCUACAUUUUCUCCAUAGUGCAUCUUUUUGUCGUGUACACAGUUAUCUCAGCGAGUCUUUUAACAGCCCUGGGUCUCACUGUUUGCAGAAUUUUAUCCUGUCCAUGGCCCGAAAGGUAUAAAUAACCACGGCAUUCAAUCAGGCUGAGAGAGGUUCGUGAAAAAAAAUCGUCAACUGCAAGUCGACAUCAGGAAAAAUCGUUUGAUGGUAAAAUCUUGGAGGAACUCACCGAGGAGGAUGAGGAUGAUGAAAAUAGUGACAAAAAAUCAGGAGGUAACGAGAUCGUUCAGGAAGUCAAGUAUUGCAGUAAAGUGCAAUUUCGAGCGCCGGAUAUCAUUGAAUUAUAAAAGAAAAAAAAAAGAGAGAGAGAAGAAAAUGAAAAGAGAAAAGAAUAGAUGAAAGAAAAAAAAAACAAUAUAUAACCGUUUGGACAAUAAUCCAAUGUUUUUGCCAACGAGAAAUUCGAUUUGCCCCGACGGGAGAAAAUGGUCUCACUACUAUACGGAUAAAGAUCAUUUUUCAGUGAAACAGCCAAUAGUGGAAAAUGUCUGAGAAAAAGGAAAUAUCACUCCUUAAAAAUAGAAUUCGACUUUAUACAUAAAUAUACAGAAAACACAAACGUAAAAAAACAUACACACAAUACAAACAAAAAACAAACACAUAUAAACAAACAAAUACACAAAAGAAGUCAAAUGAAGAAAAAUCUCGUCACUUCCAGAAUGCAGUUGUUUUAUAUAUAUAGAGAGAAAAAGUCACUUAAAUUUCACGAACCAAUGGAAAAAAAAUAUAUAUAUAUAUAAAGAGCAGUGUGAUGUGAUUAUUUACAGUGCUGUGCAAAAAAUAUGAAGAAACUAUUCUUCCGUCCACAGCCAAUAAUAUAUAAAAUACCAACAAAAGAGAAAAAAUAGAUUUUACUUCAAGUUGAAAAAAUUCUUUCGAAUUAUAAUUUUAUAAAAAGUUUAUAUUUAUUAUAAUUAUGAAAAAUUAUAAUUAUAUGAAAUUAUGUUCCUAUAAAGGUUCUGAACGUACAAACAAUGGAAAAUUAAUUUCUCUUUAAAAUUGGAAUUUUAUUUUUACAUUUC